This is a messenger RNA of Chaetomium globosum CBS 148.51, 459 nucleotides long. RefSeq lists its product as uncharacterized. Lineage: Eukaryota; Fungi; Ascomycota; Sordariomycetes; Sordariales; Chaetomiaceae. The record is from RefSeq and is a predicted model, not a curated record. The coding region runs from base 1 to 459 and encodes 152 amino acids. The transcript has 2 exons.
AUGGGCCCGCGGGCGCGGCCCCCAAAAGCUGGAGGAUUCGAUGAGAAAUAUGCCGAUGCCGAACCGGGAGGCGGACCUCGGGUGCGACACACCCAAGUCAGGCGCAUGGCUGCCAUGGAUAGCGAAUCGGGAAAUGCGGUAGAAUGGAAGGAAAGAAAGGCCAUGGGGCUUCGAGACUCUCUCGCCCACAUGGACAAUCUUGUGUGCUCGGACCGGCCUUUUCGUGACGUCCAGAACAGCCCCCGGGAUGUGGUGGUCCUGUGCUGUUGUGCAGCCAUGGCGCGCAGUUGGCUUGCCCUGUGCUGCCCGAGCAACACGUUUCUCGAUUGGAUAUGCAAGCCGCGGUUGCAGCAGGUGCCGAAAAGUAUGACGGUGUUCCAUGCGGUCCCUAACAGCCGGGCCAGGCCCACCUACUCUACGAUCAGCAACGACAACUUCCGGAAGCUCAUGGAUCUUUGA